GACAUUUUGCAUAAGCUACAUCAAAUUUGUAAAGAACACGAGCAUUGAUAAUUCUAACCGAAGUCGCUUGCUUUUAUCAUUGAAGUCAUUUAUUUCCCGUGAACGUCUGUAUCUUGUUGAGUGAUCGAAGCAUUUUUCGUUGGCAAAAUCUGGAGAGUGAAUGUCUCGUAAAUGAUUCUUUAAAUGCAGUGUUUGACCUGUUUACUCUAUGUUGCCUAAGAAGCGAAACAGAGAAGAGCACAGAAUGCGAGUAGCUGUGUUUACUUAGAUUUCUUCAAGAAGGAACCCCGAUCUUGAAUUUUUCUGUUGGAUUGUGGACAUAGCAGCGAGAUAACAGUUUUGGCUCGCUUGGAUGGCGAAUUCGAGGCCGUGCAUAUGCGGAAAAAGAGAAGAAAACAUAUGAACAAGCCGCUUUGCAGUAUUGAGAGCUAUUUUCGACGAGAUAUUGUUCUUAUUUGUGUUUUGAAAAGAACGUAAAUUUUGGCAAAGAUGAAACGCUACCAGAACUUAAAGACGCUCGGGGAUGGAACUUAUGGAUCAGUUGUGUUAGCAAGAAAUCAUGACACAGGAGAGACAGUUGCAAUUAAAAUGUAAGCUCAGAUUUUUCAUCCGUGCGUGGCCUUCAAUUCAUACUUACACGAUGGAGGAUUAUUGAAAUUUUUAACACUUUAGCACUUUGUUAAUUGGCUUCCGUAAAACCAAUUGUUGUUUUAAUUUUUCAGAAUGAAAAAGAAGUAUUAUUCAUGGGAAGAAUGUAUAAAUCUCCGCGAAGUUAAGGUAGGUUUAUCACUUUAUUAGGCUUUCUGGAUUUAAUUUGGAAAGAUAUGGACAUCUCAGUUUCAAAAGGAGUCACUUUGUUCCGUGAUAAACUGAGGAGGUUUAACCAUAUUUUUCUAGGUGUGAUAUUUAUUAUUAGACGUAUCAGGUAUAUUGUAUUUACUCGUUGGUGAACUGUGAAAUAAAAAUUCUCUAGCCUUUAGAAUGCACAGCCCAGCGCAAGGGAUAAUCUGUCAUAAUUAAGAGAUUAUCAUUUGCACCUAAAGAUUGUCUGAUAAAUUGCAUUUGCAUAUAGGUGUGUGUAGCCUACACAAUUCAUUGUUACCCAGUUCCCCUUAAAAUCAAUCGGAAAAGAUUUCUGUAUAACCCCAUGUCGUUCUAAAACAAAGAUAAUCUACUUUCCGCAUCAUUGUUUUUUUUAUCCAAGAACUGUAAGCAUAAUGAAGUAUGAGGCUGUGCAGAAAUUUUGUCUUCAAUUGUUCAGCCAAGGAAACAACCUUGAUCUGGUUGACUGACUUUUAAUUCUUGUUAAAAAGGAAAAGCAAGGGUGGCAAGGUCCAUGUGCUUUAUGCAAAGUUAGGUCGAAGAAGGAAGGAAUUUGUCAUUGUCUUAAAAACUACUAUUCUUGUGGUGACAUAAAUUUUUUGGAUUUUAUGCGGUGAAAUUAACAUGUUUGAUCUGAGCUGUAGAAAUAAAUAUAGUUUUUACUAGUAAUUUUAAUAUAUAUCUUGCUGUUUUUAAUACUUCACUGUAAGCAAAUGCAAUACUGAGGCAUUGAUUUCAAACUGGAGACUGUUAUUGCUAGUUAGACAUUGCUAAUAAAUUCAAUAUGCUUAGUGAAAACAUUAAUGCGCCAAAUUAUGUGGACAUUUUUAGUGAAUGGUAAUCAUUGUUAUACUUUUUUUUUCUAGUCACUAAAGAAAUUAAACCAUGCAAAUGUGGUGAAGCUGAAGGAAGUUAUAAGAGAAAAUGACCAGUUAUAUUUUGUUUUUGAGUACAUGAAAGAGAAUCUAUAUCAGAUGAUGAAAAGCAGGUAAAAAUAUAACUAUAAUGUGAAAAUUGACAUUAACCCUCCCCUCUAAGCAUUGAUCAAGACAUAAUUUCUCCCUAUAAUAUCCAUAUAAAAUCAGCAGACAAAUAAUGAGAAUAUAGAAAAAUAUCAAUUAUGAGAUUUUUGUUUGAUCUGAUAGUAAAUUCUCAGAGCUUAAAUUAUAAGCAUUGUAUGGCAGACAGUAUGGAGAAUUACUUAAGAGAUCUUGGAAGUGAAAGGGUUAAAUGGAGACCUACUCAUUGUGAUAUUUACUACAUUUUAAAGGUUUGCUGUUUCAAUUGUCAUUACAUUUUUUUUUUCAGGGAUAAAUUGAUUCCAGAAUCUAUGAUUAGGAAUAUCAUUUAUCAAGUUCUUCAAGGCCUUGCCUUCAUACACAAACAUGGUAAGAUGGGGUUAUUAAGGGUUGAGAGCUGAGAUGCUUUUUCUGUCUGAUGCAAAUUUUACAUCACUUGGAGAUGUACAAUGCAUAAGUGAUGUUAUAUAUCAAAGUUUUGUCUGAGCACUCUUUAGGUUCAGACUGAACAUAACAACUCAUUUGAAUUUCAAGGGUUAAAGAAACUUAACCAAAAUCUUUGGUAUUCAGAGUAAGUAUGAACCUUAACCCUUUACCUCCCAUGAGUGCCUAAAAUGGAAUUUCUCCUUGCAAUAUUAAUACAAUAUCAAGCAGACAACUGAAGAGAAUAAAGAAAAAUAUCAAUUAGGGGAUUGGUAGUUCAUGAUCCAAUACUAAAUUCUCCAAAAUUCACAUAAGAAUUAUAUGGCAGACAGUAUGGAGAAUUACUAAUUAGAUCUUGGGAGUUAAAGGGUUAAAUGUCUCUUUUAACCCUUUAACUCCCACAAAUGAUUGAAAUGUAAGUUCCCCCUUUAAUAUCUAUACAUUAUCCAGCAAAAAGACAAUGAGAAUAAUCGAGCUUAUCAGGGAGAAGUUUUUAUUUUCUUUGAGGACCAAAUUCUCAUAACCAAUUUAUAAGGAAAUGUGUUGCAGCUAGAGGUGAGAAUUAACAGUCAGACUUUAGGAGUUAAAGGGUGAAGAGAUGUGGAAAAUUUGUUUAAAUCAAGUCUAUUAUUUCCAUCAAGACUUAGUGAGAAAAUUGUAAUGAUUUACUCUUUUAACAUUAAAUCAAAUUUGCUAUUUAAAGAUAUAACAAACAAAAGCUAAAAAAAUUUUUGAGCUGUAUUUUAUUAAAUAAUCUAUAUAUUGCUUUGAAUUACACAGGAUUCUUUCAUCGAGACAUGAAACCUGAAAACUUGCUGUGUACUGGACCAGAGCUUGUGAAGAUUGCUGAUUUUGGCCUAGCAAGAGAAAUCAGAUCGCGUCCUCCUUACACAGAUUAUGUCUCUACAAGAUGGUAAGAGUUACAAUAGCUACAAACAGCAAAAUUUUUCUAAUACUAUUAAGUUGAUAAUGAUAUCGUUGAAGACUCAAAUUUCUUUUUCACUUUGGGUAGUAUUCUGAGACCUCUGUUAGGAAAGGUUAUUAUUCAGACAAAUAUCACUGGAUAAAAAUCCAUAUAUGAGGGCUGCAUGCAGUGGUGUAAACUGGGGCAGUAAAGGCUAAUCAGCCUUGAAUUGGGUUAGUCCAAACAGGAAAGAAUUGGCUCUCUGUCAAGACACAUGGACUUCAAUGCGUUCAGCUGGUACGUUAUGACCUUGAGCCAAAUAUUUUCCCAUCUGGCCCUCCCACUCAGUCAAUAAGUACACUGUAUAUAAUUAUCCAUCUUCAAUUUUCUAAUAUGUUGUAAGCACCUAAGUUCUAUUUUUUAUCUGACAGGUAUCGCGCACCUGAGGUGUUGCUACGCUCAACAAAUUACAGUUCACCAAUUGAUAUGUGGGCUGUGGGGUGUAUCAUGGCAGAGCUUUACACUCUGCGGCCUCUUUUUCCUGGCAGUAGUGAAGUUGAUGAGAUUUUCAAGAUAUGCAAAGUUCUUGGCACACCAUCAAAGGUUAGUUUUCACACACUUGUACAUUAGAUACUGUUGACAGCUUGACACUGUUGGCCCAACAAUAAUUGUGCCACUACUAGGCAAACAGAAGGCAAAUUUAAACAAAUAUACUUGUAGCUUACAGAAUUAUUUGUUAUGCCCAAAAUUUGUUGUUAGUGAUGCAUAUAAUGGCCACAUGCAUCCUGCUAGAGCAGGAAUAUUUAAGAGGCAGGCAAUUUCUUGCAUUGAUUAUACUUUAGCUUGUCUGCUAAAUAACUUUUUAUAUUUGUAAUGACCUCAUUGUAAGAAAAAUUAUAAUCAUUGUUAAUAAAAAGUCAUCAUAUUGUCAUUUUAUUGCCUUGUGUAUGUGAGGUGUUUGGCAUAUUUGUGAAAUAUAAAUUAACUACAGGAUAUUUAAGAUCUAGAGAGCAUGCUGUUGAAAUUUCAACAGGCAUGUCAGAAAUGCCUCCUUGCCAAAUAAAAUAUGUAAAUUAUUUGCAGAAUAUUGAAGAUCUAAAAAGCAUGCUGUUGAAAUUUCAACAGGCCUGUCAGAAAUGCCUCCUUGCCAAAUGAAAAAAUGUCAUGAUUUUUUAUGCUAUGUAGUCUACAUAGUUAUAUUUUAAGCCUGUUGGACAGUUUUCUCCCUUAUUUUAAGCAUGACAGGUAAAAUAAAUUUUCAAACCAGUAAAGCAAUCCUUUUACUCGUCAAAUUUUCAUGAAUUCCAUUCAGUUUUACACAGUAUUAAGAGGUACUACAGGCUGUAAAUGUUACCGGUUGCUGCCUGAAAAGGAGAACACCGCUUGGAGCAUCUCCCUGAUGAUGGAUAUGUGUCUAAAACAAUAAUUUAAAGUUUACUUUGGCUAGUAAUUGUUUCAGUUCUUAUGAUAAUAAUUUUUCUUAUAUUUUCUUAUAUUUUCUUCGUCAGGAAGACUGGCCAGAAGGUCACAAGCUGGCAGCAGCUAUGAAUUUCAAGUUUAUGCAAGUGGUUAGUUUAUUUUUUUAGCAUAAAUAGAAACUUCCGUGAUUUGGUGACUGGUAUCUGUUUAGUUGUAUAAGGAAGUUUCUUAACUUGUAUGGAGAAUGUUAUAGGCCACAUUAAAAAUUUUUUAACAAAAGGAAAAAUGUGCAUCAUCUCCCAUGUGCAUGUGACAAAAAGAUUUUUAUGGGUUCCCAUAAGAAUUGAAGUUCAUACCUUCUGAUUGUGUGGUAGAGAAAUUAUUGGUGGGUAACACCAUAUGAGAUUGUUUCCUAAAAUAAAAAGGGUGUCAAUGAACAAUGGUUACUAGCAGUCUACUAUCGCCUUUAAGACCCUUCACUGCUGUCUGUUAACCCUUUCAUUCCCAGUCAUGACCAAGACAGAAUUUCUCCUUACAAUACUAAUACAAUCUCACAUAGACAAGUGAUGAGAAGGUAGAAAAAUAUCAAAUAGUGGAUUAUCAUUUGAUUCAAUACCAAAUUCUCCAAACUAAAAUUAUAAGCAAUGUAUGGCAGACUGUAAGGAGAAUUACUAAGAGAUCUUGGAAGUGAAAGGGUUAAAUGGACUCUUAAGUAGGGUUAAGCCUGCGAGCAGGAUCUUGUGUCUGGAUCCUGCCUUAUGGCACAGCCAUCUUUUAGACUAUCAGCAGCCUUUUCUGAAAGAGGCUAUUGAUGCCAAACAUCCACAAAAUUUUGUUAACUUAGAUGCCAACAGCAUUAAAAGACUUGAUACCAAAUGCAAGCCCUGAAGCCAUUCAACUUAUGAGGGACAUGAUGAUGUGGGAUCCCAAGAAGCGACCUACAUGUGCGCAGGCUCUUAGAUACCCCUACUUUCAAGUUGGCCAGAACUUACCUAAGCCCUCCCAACCAACACAACCUCUUCAGCAAAGACAGCCACCCCAACCACAACCACAACAACAAGCACAACAACAAAGACAAGCACCACAAGUGGAAAGAAAGGAUUCAUUUAAUUUUGGAAGUGGUAAUGAGAACAAAAGGGCUGCUGUCAAUGUUCAAGGCCAUGCCAGUGGCUAUGGGAGUGCUCGGAAGAGAUGGGGAGAAGGGACUGGGGUGAAAGAUAGUGUUGAUGAGUUUGAAUCACUGCUCAGUGAGAUUGACACAAGUCAUGGAUCUGCUACGAAGAAGGUUGGUAAAAAUUAUUAUAUCUCAGUCCUAUAACUCCAAAGAUCUGAUUGUUAAUUCUCCCCUCUAGCUGUUACACAUUUCUUAGUAAAUUAGUUUAGAGAAUAUGGUGUCAGAUCAAGAUAACAACUUCUGCCUGAUAAGUUUGGGUAUUCUCAUCACCUGUUUGCUGGGAAGAGUAUGGAUGUUAUAGGAGGAAGUUGCAUGAAGAUUCACAUAUUUGCACUGCAGUGGAAAGAUGAAAUUAGGAGAUCCUCGCAGCUAAGAACACUACUGAACGAGUAGUUGUAAGAAUCUUCAUUCACUUGGAUGUUUAUUUGGACCCAAUUCAUUGACCAGCUCCCAGUUGGCUUGUUAGCUCAAUUGGUAGAGCGCUGCACCGGUAUCGCAGAGGUCAUGGGUUCAAAUCCCGUACGGGCCUGAAAUUUUUUCAGGUCCUACUUACAACUACUUGUUUCAGUAGUGUUCUUAGCUGCGAGGAUCUCCUAAUUUCAGGAAGUUACAUGUUAAUCACCUCUGGGAGUUAAGGGGUUAAGGGUUUAUAGUCUGCAUGUGCGACUGUGAAAUUGAAAGGUGUAAGCCCAGUUUUUAAGGUCAGAACAGGGUUUUGUCGUCAAUAUAUGUAAGCUUGGCAAAAUGAAUAGCUCAUUUUACAGUUGUGUAUUCAGUAGCCAAACCUUUGACUUGUAGUGAGGCUGAGGGUGACCUUGUUGUGAUAGAGACCAGUAUCUAGUCAGUAUGAUAACAAAGUAAUUUAUAUUUGAAAAGCAGAAACGUUUGUAUCAUAACAAGGUCACCCUUAGCCUCACUCCUGUUCAAAGGCUUGGCAACCAAGCAUGCAACUGUGAAAUGGACCAUUGUUUCUUUACUCUGCAGCAGGUCUGGAAUUGAUUGGGUUAGCUAACUUUGAAAUGUUUUGUGAGGAGAGAUUAAAAAAUAUUGUAUUGCAUCUGAGAACCAGUCCAGGGAAGAGGUUGGCUGUGAUGAGGCUAAUGAUGACCCAAAUUGGAACAUCUGUCAUGAAAUUAACUUAGUAUACAUACAUCAUAUGUAUUUAGGGAGAAUUCUUUUCGAUUUAGUCAAUUUUAGGCGGUACUAAACGUAUGAAAUCGAGUUAUGACUAGACCCUGUGAGCAGGGUAACUGGGAUACCUGGAUGGUACUGGAUUGUUGGGAUCAAGUGUAGUGAUACUACGGGUGUUGAACUAAUGUACUAAAUCACAUUGAACUGAGUUUCUAUGGACUUGCUUAUUAGCUUGGAUUUGUGAUAUGAUCUUAUCUUUGUCUGCAGGAUCCAGUGUUUUAUACCAUUCUGCUCUACCACACAAAAGUUUUUCUUUUUCUUCAGGAUUCAAUGACUUAUACCAUUCUGCUCUUUUUUGUUUUUGUGCAAAAUUUAGCAAAAUAAACCAUUGUGCUCUCUUACGUUUUUGUACACAAAAAAACACAGGAUUUGGAUCAUGUGUUUAUUAAAAAAGAAUAUCCAUACAACUACAAUGAAAACAAACAUAAGAUUCACCUUUCCUAUCGUGAAAUUAAUACCAUUGGUAUUGUUAUCGUAGCUACGUUCCUUAGCAUCAAGUGAAUCCAACUUGGCGUCUUUCUUCACAAGUAAUUUGCAUCCAAUAGAGUUUUGUUCUUCAGUCUCACGGUAGUGGUGUUGUUCAAUAGAUUGCAUAGAGUAUAUGCAGUGUGGUUUCAGAUUUAAGAUUUUGCUUUUUUCAACAAGUGUGUGUUAUUCUACUAAGAUAUUGGCAUACUUAGCAUACAAGGCUUUCCUGACUUUCAAGCGUUCGCGUUUCAAUCCGUUCCAAAAAUACCGCACAAUAACAUUUUUUAGUGUGGAUUGGCCUUGAACAAUACGACUUGUGUGUGCGUCUGUAAGUAUUUUGAGCGUUUGCACCAUAAAGCUCCAGGUAAUCGUAAACUAAAAACGUUGCACCUCCAUCACCAAAACAACAAUCCCAGAACAAAUUAAAAGUGGCUGACAUAAGAGUUUUAUAGACAAAAAUCUCGUGUUUCGUCGUGUGACCCGGUCCUGUCCGUGCAUGACAACGUCAAUCAUCAUCAAGAUAACAGUUAGUUGUCAUGGUGUUAAGGGCCCAAUGACUACUGGGUACUAUUACGCAAUUUUUCUAUUUUGUGGCGGAGGAAAAAAAAAAGACGACUAAAAAACAAAGGCGUUUUAUGACACAGGUAUCCCAGUAAUAAUGUCAAUGUCUUUACUUUGCUCUUGUAGGUAGCUGUUCAAAAGACAGACCCCCUUGACUCCUUUUCCAGGUCAGUUCUUCAUAUGUUUGUCGAAAUUUGUAACUUCAUUGAACGCCUCUUUGCCUACGUGAGAAAGUUCGCGCUUCAGUGCUAGCCUGCGGAGUUAAGCCUCUGGAAACAUUUGCGCAAUAAUAGUGUAAUUAAGCCCGCGUUAAACUUGGCCUUCCGUUUCUUCUUUUUCCCUCUUUGAACAAUACAGCGGUCAAACGUUGGGCAUGCGCAAAUGGGUCGAUUUUGGCCGGACGCGCACCAAAUCUUAAAGGAAACAUAAGAAAAUUAACAGACUUAAAUUUUGCAACAAUUAGAAAAAAAAUUAUAGACGAGGUAUCGAAAGGUUUUAGAAAAAAUUCUAACUUUUCUCUCUCAAAUUUCUCAUUUCUCAGUGUCCGGAAGGAUUCGGGUGUCGCUAAGAAGACCCCUCCCAGUGCAAAACAACAUUACAUGAAACAGGCCAGAUAUUUUCCUGGUCAAACAACAACCAAUCAGCCCCGGGUGCUUCAUAAUCCGGCGGCAUCCACGUAUCCAAGGAAACCUUCCUACGGAAUGACGGGGAAUGCCGUAGGAGGUACUACAUAUGUUCCAUCCUUUGCCGGGGGUGGACAAACCAGAGCUGGAGGUGUAGGAGGUAAGUAAUUUUCUCAGCCUUUAUGCAGCCGAUCCCGCCCUCAAAUUGGGAGGUCUGUGACUUUUUCUUUGAGGGGAGGUGGUGGCUUUACAUAGGAUAUAAUCUCCCGGAAAAUCUCCAAUAGGGGCGUAUUCAUGUAUAUUAAUGAUUAUUGAUCGAGUUUUUUACCUAUGUUUUUUUUAACUCGUAUUUUUAUUCUCAUUCGUUUCUUUGCAGUUUUCAGUGCUUCUACGUGGAAGCCACCACCGCUGACCAAGCAAGGAAGUGGCACAUCUAUUUACCAGCCUCCCGGGGCUACGACAACCAAUCGAACCCAGCCCGCCCGCUACGGCGGAGUGCACAAUCGAACAAACUGGAGUGUAAAGUGA
Molecule: messenger RNA, 9132 nt
Organism: Pocillopora meandrina
Lineage: Eukaryota; Metazoa; Cnidaria; Anthozoa; Scleractinia; Pocilloporidae
Source: the annotation of a GenBank genome assembly